Bipolaris oryzae ATCC 44560 is the source of this 5058-nucleotide messenger RNA. RefSeq lists its product as uncharacterized. Gene Ontology annotation, cellular component: actin cortical patch; clathrin coat of coated pit; clathrin complex. Bases 1 to 5058 code for a protein of 1685 amino acids. The transcript has 12 exons. Gene Ontology annotation, biological process: receptor-mediated endocytosis; intracellular protein transport; Golgi to endosome transport. The record is from RefSeq and is a predicted model, not a curated record. Lineage: Eukaryota; Fungi; Ascomycota; Dothideomycetes; Pleosporales; Pleosporaceae. Gene Ontology annotation, molecular function: clathrin light chain binding; structural molecule activity.
AUGGCCCAGCGCCAAGUUCCAUUGCACGUCACACAGCCGACGCUGCUCACGAACCUGAACAUUCUCCCGGCAUCGAUAUCAUGGCAAAACUGUACACUUGAAUCCGACAAGUACGUCUGCGUGCGCCAGGUCAACAAUGAAGCAAACGCGCCCGCCGAGACCGUCAUCAUCGACCUCAAGAAUACGAACAAUGUCAUUCGGAGACCUAUUCGCGCGGAUAGCGCUAUCAUGCACUUGACCGAGCCUAUCAUAGCUCUCAAGGCACAGGGCCGGACACUGCAGCUGUUCAACCUUGAGACCAAGGAGCGCCUGCAAACGUACAGCCACCAAGAGGAUAUUCAGUUUUGGAGGUGGAUCAGCCAGACAACUCUUGCGCUUGUCAGCACGAAAGCCGUAUAUCACUGGGAUGUCCUCGACUCGAAGAACGCUGUUGCGCCGCGCAAAAUCUUCGACCGACAAGAGCAGCUUGAGAACAACCAAAUCAUCAAUUACGUGACCAACGAUGACGAAAGCUGGUCUUGCUUGGUUGGCAUCACCUCUAACCCUGCCGGCGGCAUUCGUGGCAACAUGCAGCUUUUCUCAAAGGCAAGGAAUGUGAGCCAGCCUCUUGAGGGCCACGCGGCUACUUUCGGAACUCUUCGCCUCGAUGGUGCAUCAACCGACACAAAGAUCUUCGCUUUCGCAGUCAAGUCAUCUACUGGGGAGGCUAAGAUCAAUAUCGUCGAGGUUGACCACAACGCUGCGAACCCUGCCUUCCCGAAGCGCCUCAUCCCGAUCCAUUGGCCCGCCGAGGGUACUGGCGACUUUCCACUGGGCAUCCAUAUUGCACACAAGUACGGCAUUUUAAUCGUAAUCACGAAGUUUGGUUUCAUUCACCUCCACGAUCUCGAGACUGGUACCGCUCUUUUCCUGAACAGGAUAUCUGAGGAAACAGUCUUCACUACCGCUCGUGAUGACGAAGGCACUGGUGUAGUUGUCAUUAACAAGCGAGGACAGGUGCUCCACACGACUAUUCGUGAAGAUACCUUGAUUCCGUACAUUAUGGAAAACCCGGCAUGCGCUGAGAUUGCCUACAAGUUGGCGUCAAAAGGUGGACUUCCAGGUGCAGACCAACUUUAUUCGCAGCGAUUCGAGACGCUCAUGUCACAAGGAAACUACGCGGAGGCAGUCAAGGUCGCUGCCAGCUCACCGCGGGGUUUCCUUCGUACGAUGAACACAAUCUCCAGACUACGUGCAGUUCCCAGCCAACCCGGGCAGAUCACUACGCUUCUGCAGUACUUUGGUCAAUUGCUGGACAAGGGCGGCUUGAACAAGGAGGAGACUCUGGAGCUAGCUCGACCUGUGUUUGCGCAGGGCCGUAAACAUCUCAUCGAAAAGUGGCAAAAGGAGGGCAAGCUGCACUGCUCUGAAGAGCUUGGUGACCUUGCUAAGCCGCAUGACCUGAACCUCGCUUUGGUUAUCUACAAGGAAGCAAACGUACCUCAGAAGGUUGUCGCGGCACUCGCAGAGCUUGGCCAUUAUGACCUCAUCCUCCAAUAUUGCAACAGCGUUGGCUACACACCUGAUUACAACGUCCUCCUUCAACACGUUGUACGUGUGAAUGGAGAGAAGGGUGCUGAGUUCGCGUCUCAAUUGGCCAAGAAUGAGGGCGGUCCAUUGGUCAGCAUUGAUCGCGUUGUCGAUAUCUUCCAAUCCCAAGGCAUGAUCCAACAGGCUACCGCCUUCCUUCUCGACGUUCUUUCAAAUGAUUUGCCGGAAGAAGGACACAUGCAGACUAAAUUGUUGGAGAUGAACUUGCUCAAUGCACCCCAGGUUGCAGACGCCAUCUUGGGCAAUGAGAUGUUCCAUCACUAUGACAAGUUGCGUAUUGCUCAGCUUUGCGAGAACGCUGGUCUACUCACUCGAGCCUUGGAACACAAUGAUGACCCCGCCGCUAUCAAGCGCAUCAUUGUCCAAACCGACAAGCUUCCAGAAGAGUGGCUUAUCAACUACUUUGGUCAACUGACUGUAGAGCUAUCCCUCGAGUGCCUUGACGCUAUGCUUACAACAAAUAUCCGCCAAAAUCUGCAAGCCGUCAUUCGCAUUGCCCAAAAGUAUUCUGACUUAUUGGGUGCCACUCGCAUCAUCGAUCUCUUGGAGAAGCACCGUACAGCGGAAGGCUUGUACUUCUUCCUCGGCUCCAUUGUCAAUGUCAGCGAGGACCCCGAUGUUCACUUCAAGUACAUUGAGGCCGCAACUACCAUGGGCCAGCUGAACGAAGUUGAGCGCAUCUGUCGUGAGAGUAACUACUUGAACGGUGAAAAGGCCAAGAACUUCUUGAAGGAGGCCAACUUGACCGAACAGUUGCCUCUCAUCAUUGUCUGUGACCGGUUCAACUUUGUGCACGACUUGGUUCUUCACCUCUACAAGAAGCAGCAAUUCAAGUCCAUCGAGGUCUAUGUUCAGCGCGUCAACCCUGCCCGCACCCCAGCAGUUGUCGGCGGCCUCCUCGAUGUGGAUUGUGAUGAGAGCAUCAUCAAGGGCUUGUUGGCUUCCAUUACACCAUCGUCUAUUCCCAUUGAUGAGUUGGUCGCCGAGGUCGAGUCGCGCAACCGUCUCAAACUGCUUCUUCCAUUUUUGGAGCAAACCUUGGCGAGCGGUAACCAGCAACAAGCAGUAUACAACGCGUUGGCAAAGAUCUACAUCGACAGUAACAACGACCCUGAGAAGUUUUUGAAAGAGAAUGAUCAGUACGACACUCUUGUUGUCGGAAAGUACUGUGAGAAGCGUGAUCCAAAUCUCGCGGCGAUCUGUUAUACGAAAGGUCAGAAUGAUCUCGAGUUGGUCAACAUCACAAACGAGAACGCCAUGUACAAAGCCCAAGCCCGAUACUUACUUGAGAGGGCCGACUCUGAGAUUUGGGAUUACGUCCUAAGUCCUAACAACAUUCAUCGCCGAUCACUUGUUGAUCAGGUCAUCUCAUCAGCGGUGCCCUCUUCUACCGAUCCAGACAAGGUUUCAGUUGCAGUGAAGGCUUUCAUCACCGGUGACAUGCCUGCCGAGUUGAUUGAGCUGCUGGAGAAGAUUAUCCUUGAGCCUUCAACUUUCAGCGACAACCCUUCCCUCCAGAACUUGUUGAUGCUUACUGCUUGCAAGUCUGACCGUGGCAGGGUGAUGAACUACAUCCAGCAACUUGACCAAUACACUCCCGAAGACAUCGCACAGCAGUGUAUUGAGGUUGGCAUGUAUGAUGAGGCUUUUGAGAUUUACAAGAAGCACGAGAACCACGUCGAGGCUGCCAACGUUCUCAUUGAGCACAUUGUUAGCAUUGACCGAGCACAAGAGUACGCCGACCGCGUCGACCUGCCCCAGGUAUGGAGCAGGGUUGCAAAGGCACAACUCGAUGGUCUACGCGUCUCAGACUCGAUUGAAUCCUAUAUUCGCGCCGAAGAUCCAUCCAACUUUUUGGAAGUCAUCGAAAUCGCCACCCAUGCUGGCAAAGACGAGGACUUGAUCAAAUUCUUGAGGAUGGCUCGUAAGACUCUCCGUGAAGUUCCUAUCGAUACAGCGUUGGCUUUCUGUUUCGCUCGCACAAACCAGCUGGCGGAGCUGGAGGACUUCCUACGCGCUACCAACGUUGCCGAUGCCGAAGCUUCGGGAGACAAGGCCUACGAAGAGGGUUACCAUGAGGCUGCCAAGAUCUUCUAUACUAGCAUCUCCAACUGGGCCAAGCUUGCCACCACUCUCGUCCACCUUGAGGACUACCAAGGUGCGGUUGAAUGUGCCAGGAAGGCGAAUUCGAUCAAGACAUGGAAGCAAGUCAACGAGGCCUGUGUGGCAAAGAAGGAGUUCCGUCUUGCUCAGAUCUGUGGCCUCAACCUGAUUGUUCAUGCCGAAGAACUAGCAGACCUUGUCAAGCAGUAUGAGCGCAAUGGUUACUUUGAUGAGCUGAUCAACCUUCUUGAGGCAGGUCUUGGCUUGGAGAGAGCUCACAUGGGAAUGUAUACUGCCCUCGGAGAGUCGCUUGCCAAGUACAAGCCUGAACAAGUCAUGGAGACAAUCCGCAUUCACUGGGGACGUAUCAACAUUCCCAAGAUGAUCCGUGCGGUAGAGGAGGCUCACCUCUGGCCCGAACUCGUGUUCUUGUAUGUCCAUUAUGACGAAUGGGACAAUGCGGCCCUGGCCAUGAUGGAAAGAUCGACGGAUGCCUGGGAGCAUCAGGCUUUCAAAGACACGAUUGUUAAAGCUAGCAACGUUGAGAUUUACUACCGGGCGCUGGGAUUCUAUCUGGAGCAACAUCCCACUCUCCUGACCGACCUCCUACAAGCGCUUACUCCUCGAAUCGACGUCAACCGCGUAGUCCGGAUGUUCACCAAGUCUGACAACAUUCCUCUGAUCAAGCCUUUCCUUCUCAACGUUCAGUCACAAAACAAGCGUGAGGUGAACAACGCCCUCCACGAGCUCCUUAUUGAAGAGGAGGACUACAAAACACUCCGCGAUUCAGUCAACAACUAUACCAACUACGACCCUGUCGAUCUUGCACAGCGCCUGGAGAAGCACGAUCUGGUAUUUUUCCGCCAGAUUGCGGCCGACAUCUAUCGCAAGAACAAGCGGUGGGAGAAGUCCAUUGCCCUGUCUAAACAGGACAAACUCUUCAAAGACGCUAUCGAAACCGCCGCAACAUCUGGCAAGUCAGAGGUUGUCGAGGAUCUGCUCCGCUAUUUUGUCGACAUUGGCAGCCGCGAAUGCUAUGUCGGUAUGCUUUAUGCCUGUUACGAUCUCCUCCGACCAGACGUCAUCCUCGAGAUGUCGUGGCGCAAUGGUCUCCAUGACUUUACCAUGCCAUACAUGAUCAACCUCAUCGCCCAACAGACCGCGACUCUUGAGGCGCUGAAGAAGGACAACGAAGAGCGCAAGGUCCGUGAGGCCUCACAGCAGAAGAAAGAGGAGGACACGCCAAUCUUGGGUUCGCGUCUCAUGCUCACGCAGGGCCCUAUGGGCUCAGCUCCGUCUCCAGGUCCUUAUGGACAGACGAAUGGCAUUGCGCCACAGCCCACUGGAGGCUUCCGACCUUUCUAA